GAGAUAUUUUCGAAGCUGUUAAAAUAGUGUUAAAUCUGAAUGUUAAACGAUGUUACAAAUUACAGUGUAUCAUUUUAUUGAGAUUUCACACUACAGUUUCUAUCCAAAUUGUAGUCUGGUUGGCGGCUUAAGUUUCAUCGAGUUUCCUGCGUGGCAGUGUAACUGAAGUGUCGACCAUCGUUUUGUAACUUUUGUUUCAUGCUUUCAUUCGUUUCCUUGGUGGAAUAUCAUAACGCAUUUGAGUCUUGACACUAGCAACGACAAUAUCUACAAUCCACUGUUAUCCUGGAGUAAUCUGCUAUCGAUCCUGGAUGAUUGUUGAUCGUCUGCCUUGAUGCUGCCAACAGAAUGCGGACGACAAGAGUUCUGUUUGAUCAGCGUACCACUUUCCGCGGCAAGAAGUUCAUCGAUUCCUUGCGCGUCUUCUGUAAGGGCGGUACGGGGGGUGUGGGGAUGGCGCGGUACGGAGGCGUCGGCGGCAAAGGAGGCGAUGUGGUGGCCGAAGCGGAGAAGGUCCGAGUAUCGCAGAGUCUCAAGCAGCUGUAUAAAGCCAAUCCCAGUCAGCGCUGGGAAGGACAGCCCGGUGGACCCAGUGCCAAACUGGCGAUCCAGGGAAAAACCGGUGCGGAUGUAACGCUCCAAGUUCCGCUGGGCGUGACGAUAGUGGAUGAUGCAACAAAAGAAGUUUUGGGAGAAAUCAAUACGGUUAACGAUAGGGUUGUGCUGGAGGGGGGCGCGGGAGGCAACCCGGAGAAUCAGUUUCUACCGCAGAAAGGCCAGGCACGCUUUAUACGGAUGGAUCUGAAGAUUCUGGCCGAUAUCGGCCUGGUGGGAUUCCCCAACGCCGGCAAAUCCACACUGCUGGCCUCCAUAUCCAGAGCCAAACCGCGAAUAGCCGCCUUCCCCUUUACGACAAUUCGUCCCGAACUGGGAAUAUUAGAAUAUGACGAUCGGAGACAGAUCACGAUGGCCGAUCUACCUGGGCUCAUAGAAGGCGCUCACAAGAAUGUCGGUCUGGGUUUCCGGUUUCUGCGGCACGUGGAGCGCACGAGGUUGUUGUUGUUUGUGAUCGAUGUGGAAGGCUUCCAGCUGGGGCCAGAAUAUCCUUAUCGCACGGCAUUUGAAACUUUGGUCCUUUUAAACAAAGAGUUGGAAUUGUAUAAAGAAUCGUUAACGGAUAAACCAGCUUUACUAGCCAUCAACAAAAUGGACAAGGAAGGAGCUCAGAAAAAGUGUGAUGAAUUUACUGAUAUGGUCAAGAACUAUGCAGAGAUCUGCUCCGGUAUGCCGGAAUCAAUUCGGCCCAGCCAUCUGAUCACUUUCGAAGAUGUCAUUCCCAUGUCCGGACUGAAGCACACCAAUGUGGAUGUGGUGAAGGAGAGGGUGCGGGACUUAAUUGAUUAUCAUGCGGAUUUGGAGUUGGAUGCUAAGCAGAGCUACAAAGAUUUGAUGCGGGAUAUUAGACCGCAGCUGGAACGCGAGACGGCACUGGCAUAACGAUUUCUGCGCUUGUCAGCCGGUUUUUGUUCUGGUUUUGUUUGUUGAUGCCGGUUUUUCAAACAAUUGGAGUUUUUAAUGUUUUGUCAUUGAUAGAUAAGACUCCAUUGAAUUUCUGAGUGUUUCAGGCAGUUUUCAUGCAAAUCAUAACCAGACGAAUUUCUCGGGAAAAUGAAGUGAUC
Paramacrobiotus metropolitanus is the source of this 1679-nucleotide messenger RNA. Its product is annotated as GTP-binding protein 10-like. NCBI's taxonomy places the organism in Eukaryota, Metazoa, Tardigrada, Eutardigrada, Parachela, Macrobiotidae. The record is from RefSeq and is a predicted model, not a curated record. Gene Ontology annotation, molecular function: GTPase activity; GTP binding. Gene Ontology annotation, cellular component: mitochondrion.